CAAUGAAAUUUAUUACUAAUGAAGUAAUAAAACAAAAUGUAUGAAACGUGUAACGUGUAACUUACCUAGUUUAUUAAUCUCAUUUUGGCUAUCGUGAAUGAUUCUAAUGAAAAUGAACUGCAUUAUAUUUUUCCUUUUCAUCCUGACCUCUUACAACGGAAUUAUCAAAGCCUGGGAUGACAUCGACUUCCAAUUGUUUGAUAUGGUUGAAGAUAUAAAAAUGAAUUUUUACGAUGUUUUGGAAGUUGGAAAGGAUGCAACAUCUUCAGAGAUACGUCGUGCAUACCGUCAAUUAUCGCUAAAACUACAUCCAGAUCGAAGCGACGAUCCACAUGCUGAAGAAAAAUUUCGUCGGCUUGUCUCUGUUGCGGAGGUUUUAAAGGACGAUGAGAAAAGGAAAAGGUACGAUGCUAUACUAAAGAAUGGAUUACCGGAUUGGAGACAGCCUGUGUUUUACUAUCGGCGUGUCCGAAAGAUGGGCUUCUUGGAGUUUUUACUUUUCAUUUUCAUCAUUUUUACUGUUGGUCACUUUAUUAUUGCAUGGUCAGUAUAUCUCGAAAGAAAGUUUGAACUGGACGAAGUUUUGACAUCGUUCAAAAAGAAGAAGGAGAAAAGGAAUAGGAAAUUUCUAAAGCAAGGAGGUGUAACAAAUGAUGUUCAAGUUGAAGACAUGUUAGAUGAGGAAGGAGUUCGCAAACCAACAUUUUGGGAUCUCUUGCCAUUCGUUAUUUAUCGAUUCAUUGUCUCAUCCAUACAGCAAGCUCGCUUGAGAAGGGAAUUAGCCAGACAACAGAAGAUAGAACAGCACAAACUGGAUGAGAAAGAAAGAAUUGAGAGACAAAAAGAGCUUGAGAAUGCACUGAAACCCAAACCACGACGUCAACGCGUUCAACAUCCUGGAAUUAGUUCCGCGGAGGUUGCUCAAUGGGAAGGCGCGCCUGUGACCGCGCAGCUGUCACGUGGUGAUGGUAAUCAUUCCAACUCGACAGACAUCGCUAAUGGAGGAAUAUUUAGUCAGAGUAAAGAUGGUGAAUGGAACCAAGAAGAUCUGUCGAAGUUAUCCCGCUUGAUGGUAAAAUAUCCUGGUGGUACACCUGGUAGAUGGGAAAAAGUUGCGCUAGAUAUGGGUAGAUCUGUCAAAGAUAUUACGUCACACGUGAAACAAAGUAAAACCAUGAUCAAAGAUCAGGCAAUCCCGCAUCCAGCUGAUUUGACAAGACUUCUUCCAAACAAGAAAGCGUCAAGUCUUAAUGACAAUAUUGUUACUCAAGCUGUUUGCGUUGACCAAGAUUUAACAACAUCUAUAGAUCAUCAGUUGAAGACAAAUUUUAAUAAUGUCAAAGACAACGAAACAUGGGAAACUACCGACAAGGGAUAUAAUACAGUUAGUACGACAAAAUCAAAUGAUUCUUUGUGGACUCAAAAUCAGCAAAAACAAUUUGAGAAGGCUUUAGCCACGGUGCCUAAGGAUGCAUCUGAUAGAUGGACUCAAAUUGCAAAAAAUGUUCCUGGAAAAAGCAAGGAAGAAUGUAUUGCCAGAUAUAAAUUCCUGGUGGAAAUGCUAAAGAAAAGGAAGAAAGAGGCAAAACAAAAUAACGAAACAUAAUUACGUGUAUUCUAAAUUAUUGACGUAGAGAAAUAUGUAUUUUUUUAUUCAGACGAGGUAAUUUGUAAUGCAGUUAAUGCCAAAGUUUAUUUAGUAAAAAAUAUGACUGUGUAAUUGGUUUUGUUUUUGGAAAUAUACCGUACUAUAGAGGCGCGUAA
Messenger RNA from Xenia sp. Carnegie-2017, 1764 nucleotides. Its product is annotated as dnaJ homolog subfamily C member 1-like. Bases 98 to 1606 code for a protein of 502 amino acids. NCBI's taxonomy places the organism in Eukaryota, Metazoa, Cnidaria, Anthozoa, Malacalcyonacea, Xeniidae. The record is from RefSeq and is a predicted model, not a curated record. The transcript is spliced from 11 exons. Gene Ontology annotation, cellular component: endomembrane system.